UGGGUGUUCAAGCUUGGGGUGUUGACAAUUCAAUAGCAGUUGACAUGUCUGCUGGAAUCGACGAAAGGGCAUUCGUCCAUGAAUGGCAAGGAGCUCAAGCGCAAGCUGGAGCGGGACACAGGGAUCAAUGUCGCCCACCGGACUGCAAACCGGAUGAAGAUGACAGCAAGGGACGGCGACAAAGCGACGACGGCGGCUGGGUACCAGCUGCUGGGUUCUUUCUGCGACCUGCUUCAACAGCAGUGCCCUGGUUCGGUCGCGGAAACCCAGAAACACCCAGACGACACCUUCAAGCGAUGUUUCAUCGUGCUCGGACGUGCGGCGCACGUGGUCGCGCAAAGUCCGUUGAAGGUGGGCUAG
This is a messenger RNA of Ectocarpus sp. CCAP 1310/34, 360 nucleotides long. Lineage: Eukaryota; Phaeophyceae; Ectocarpales; Ectocarpaceae. The record is from the annotation of a GenBank genome assembly.